Molecule: messenger RNA, 7071 nt
Organism: Delphinapterus leucas (beluga whale)
Lineage: Eukaryota; Metazoa; Chordata; Mammalia; Artiodactyla; Monodontidae
Source: RefSeq, a predicted model, not a curated record
CCAGGUUCCCAACACCUAGGGGACCCCACGUGCGCCGCCCCACGCCCUGCCACGUGGGGACGCGGCCCCCGGCGCCCCUUCCCCCGCGUCCUCGGGGCACCGGAGUCCUGGGGGUGGCCCCCUCGACUGGGCCGCGCCCGGCCCGGGGUGGCAGGGUCGGUCCCGGAGUUUGGAACCAUUGUUACCGGGGGCCGGGGCAGUCAAGGAUCUUGGAGGCGGCCUAGGCCCACCCCCUCGCGUUUGACAGGUGGGGAAAGCUAGGGCGCGCAGGCGAGGAGAGGGCAAACGGACUUUGCGCACCCCCGUCCCCGCUCCCCUCUUGUCUUGGAGGCACACCUGGGCCGUGGUGGGUUGGACACCUGGCGGCAGGACCCUAGACCAGCAGCUGUGGGACCGGGGUCCCUUAGCCUCGCCUCAGUCGGCCCUCUGCCCCCGCCCCCUUCUCUCAGCCGGAACCUCACAGGCUUGGUCCUUUUGACCUAAAUUCACCUCGGGGCCGCUGCCUACUGUGAACGCGGAGAGCUGCCUUCACCGGCACCCUCCGCCUGACUCUUGGGCUCGUGGGGAUGCUGGGCCCGGCCCCGCUCAGCGUUGGGUCUUGGUGCCUGGGGUGCCACACGUUCCAGCCUUGAGCUUUUCUUGGCUUCCCCACCCCCUGCACUGACCAGUUUGGGAAGCGGGGUGUUUUCACAGCUCUGCCAGCGGCCCUGCUUCUCUCACUUGGCGCUGAAGAGAUUGCACCGAAGCCCCUCCUAUCUCCCCGCGAAGGUUGGGGCAGAGGGAUGGUGCUUGGGGGGCGGGGAUCUCAGUGCCAUCAGUAAGAGGGGCACGCUGGCCUGGGGUGAGGCAACUUUUACCUUCCUCAGUCUGGAAGUCCCACAGUCCUGGAGACAGAAACUUCUUGUGCCUUAGAGCUUUGCUGUCAUUUACCACUCCCCCUCCCCUGGCUCUGCCCCCAGGAGAGAGAGUAAGAUAGCUCUGUCCGGAAAGACUCCCUUGUUCCUAGGGGGAGGCAGGGGCAGCAACAAGGGUAGGCCUUUGGGGGAGAUAGCCCUCCCCCCCACACAAACCACCUCACAAAAGCAUACACUUUAAGAAUAAACAGUGUGCAUGCUAUGCAAAAUGCAGCUUCAUGGUGGGUCCUGUAACUUCUUUUCAGAUUGCUGGUCUGAAACUCUUCCUGUAUAGAAAGCAGCCAUUUGUAGGGAAAGCACACAAUGUGUUUUUGUAAUAAAAAGUAAUAGCCAUCAUUUGAUGGGCCCCUAACUUGGAUAAUAAUAAUAAUGUUCAUAACUAACAUUUAUUGAGUUCUAACUGUGUUAGAUAUUGUGCUAUGUGUUGCAGGCAUUAUCCCAUUUACUGCCUACCAAAGUCCUGUGACGCAGAGAUUUUUAUCUCCAUUGGAGAAAUGAGGAAAUUGAGGCUAAAAACAAUCCUGCCGUAUUGCUAGGAGUUAGCCCAUUUUAUAGAAGGACUCAGAGAGGUUAAAUUACUUGUCCAGGAUCACACAGCCAACCCAGGCAUGUCAGGUCUUAAAGCCUUUGCACUUUACCACCUGUUUUAGAGCAGAGGCCUUUGCAAGGCUGCCCUCAGGUUCCUGGGGAGCCCACAAAUGUCUGCUAAAACAACCUAAGGAGCCAUGGUGGUGUGGCUGAUCAACGUGGGCUUGUGUUUGUUUCCAGGUUGUUAGUGGGCUGGUAGACAAAUAUAUUCACUAAUAACUAUGCAGUAGUUCUCAUCGGGGGAGGUUCCACCUUCCUGGUGAGCGUUUGGAGAAGUGUGGGGCGAAUUUCGAUUGUCAAAAUGAUGCUGAGCACGCCUGACUUUUGCUAGGCAGGAGCUGGGGAUGCCACAUAUCCUGCAAGCAGGCCAGAUUCACAGCAGGCGUGAAGAAUUGCCCUGCCCUGAAUGCCAGCAGUGCUCCUGUUGAGAAAUACCAGGAGGAAUAAGCGCUGUGGGAGUGAGGAAGCAAAGGGCAGUGGGGGUUCUGGAGAAAUCCUUUGUGGCAGGUGUGAAUCCAGGAGGCUUCCUGAAGGAGGGAGAGGGUGAUGGAAGGAAGGUUCCAAAAUCAAUUGGAGGACGAGCUUCCUGGAACAAGGUUUUCGAGACUCCCUUAACGCCGCUCCCACCUGCUCCUCCACGAGAAUCCUAGCUUCCGUCUUAGCCCAUUGCCUCCCAGAUCGCCUCACAGGUGGCGCCGCUGCCGGAUGGGAGUGCCCGGGCACGUGCGUGUCGCAUGAGGUCGGCACAUGCACCAUGUCAUCAUGCGUCUCUAGCCAGCCCAGUAGCGACCGGGCCGCCCCCCAGGAUGAGCUGGGGGGCGGAAGCGGCAACAGUAAUAGCAGCGAAGGCCAGAAACCCUGUGAAGCCCUGCGGGGCCUCUCGUCCCUGAGCAUCCAUCUGGGCAUGGAGUCCUUCAUCGUGGUCACUGAGUGCGAGCCGGCCUGCGCUGUGGACAGCGGCCUGGCCCGGGACCGGCCCCUGGAGGCCCCUGGCGGAGAGGUCCCCCUCAACGUCUCCGGGUCCCAGGCCCGGCCCCACCUCUCCAGUCGCAAGCUCUCUCUGCAGGAGCGGUCCCUGCUGGAUGCGAAUGGGCGCUGCGUCUACCCGGCCCUGCCCCACUCGCCCGUGGGCUCUCCGCAGUCCUCGCCGCGGCUGCCCCGGAGGCCCACGGUGGAGUCGCACCACGUCUCCAUCACCGGGUUGCAGGACUGUGUACAGCUGAAUCAGUACACACUGAAGGACGAAAUUGGAAAGGGCUCCUAUGGCGUGGUCAAGCUGGCCUACAAUGAAAAUGACAAUACCUACUACGCAAUGAAGGUGCUGUCCAAAAAGAAACUGAUCCGACAGGCGGGCUUUCCACGUCGUCCGCCUCCCCGAGGGACCCGGCCAGCCCCCAGGGGCUGCAUUCAGCCCAGGGGCCCCAUUGAGCAGGUGUACCAGGAAAUUGCCAUCCUCAAGAAGCUGGACCACCCCAACGUGGUGAAGCUGGUGGAGGUCCUGGAUGACCCCAAUGAGGACCAUCUGUACAUGGUGUUUGAACUGGUCAACCAAGGGCCUGUGAUGGAAGUGCCCACCCUCAAACCGCUCUCUGAAGACCAGGCCCGUUUCUAUUUCCAGGAUCUGAUCAAAGGCAUCGAGUAUUUACACUACCAGAAGAUCAUCCACCGGGACAUCAAACCUUCCAACCUGCUGGUUGGAGAAGAUGGGCACGUCAAGAUUGCGGACUUUGGCGUGAGCAACGAGUUUAAGGGCAGCGAUGCCCUCCUCUCUAACACCGUGGGCACUCCCGCCUUCAUGGCGCCUGAGUCGCUCUCAGAGACCCGGAAGAUCUUCUCUGGGAAGGCGCUGGAUGUUUGGGCCAUGGGUGUGACGCUGUACUGCUUUGUGUUUGGCCAGUGCCCAUUCAUGGAUGAGCGGAUCAUGUGUUUACACAGUAAGAUCAAGAGUCAGGCCCUGGAAUUUCCAGAUCAGCCUGACAUAGCCGAGGACUUGAAGGACCUGAUCACCCGCAUGUUGGACAAGAACCCCGAGUUGAGGAUCGUGGUGCCUGAGAUCAAGCUGCACCCCUGGGUCACGAGGCAUGGGGCGGAGCCACUGCCAUCAGAGGAUGAGAACUGCACGCUGGUCGAGGUGACAGAAGAGGAGGUGGAGAAUUCGGUCAAACACAUACCCAGCCUGGCAACCGUGAUCCUGGUGAAGACCAUGAUACGAAAACGCUCCUUCGGGAACCCGUUUGAGGGCAGCCGGCGGGAGGAGCGCUCGCUGUCAGCGCCUGGAAACCUGCUCAUCAAAAAACCAACCAGGGAGUGUGAGCCCCUGUCUGAGCCCAAGGAAGCAAGGCAGCGAAGACAGCCUCCGGGGCCCCGACCCGCCUCUCGUGGGGGAGGAGGAAGCGCUCUUGUGAAAGGCGGCCCAGGGGUGGAGAGUCGGGGGGCCCUGGCCCCCGGCUCCGGCAAGCGGACGCAUCCUCCGUGGCCGGACGAGGUGAUGGAGUAGCUGCCGGACCUCGACCUCGCAUGCACGUCUCACCUCCGCGGGCCGCGCCCUGCGUUUCCAUAGCAGCAUGUCCUACGGAAACCGAGCACGUGUGUAGAGCCUUGACCAUCAUCUCUGGUUAUUGUUGUUGUUGUUUUAACCAUUUGUUUGUUUGAUUUCUUUAUUUUUUUAAAGGAGAAAAAAAAAAAAAAAAAAAGACGACUCCAUGACAUCGACCUUGGCCGCUGGCUGGCUGAAUGGGAGGGUGUGAGGAGUUGCAGACCCAAAGCCACGUACAUUUGGGGACACUUGCUUUUUAAAAUGUUUUUAUGCCAAAAAUCCUUCCUUGUGAACUGAGAAUCAUGUCAGAUAUACCAAGUGAAUGUGUGUGGAGUUUAAAAAUUGGGGAAAACUGGCAGGAAACUGGUGGUGUGGUCUGAGACCACACUCGCUGCAUUUGAAAGGGAGGGGAAGAGCGGGUGUGAUUUUGCACAAAACCCCAAGACCCGAACCGUGGCACCUUCUAGAACUGUGGACUCAAGGAGUCAGGACAGGGCUGGCCCUCAGUAGCUGCAGGGAGCUUCGAUGUAACUUAUUCUUAAGAAGGACUUAAAAAAUUUUUUUAUAAGUAGAGCUGUAGUCAGGAAAACGGAAAGGGCUUGACACUUAACAGCUUCACAGGGGGGAUUUUCCAGCCUCAGAGGGGCAUUCAAUGGUUGUGGUGGGACAUCUCCCCUAAAGGACUGAACGAGUGUGUUUCUUUAUGACAGCCGCUCAAAGCUGAAACUUUUCUUCAGUAGUUGAGGGAGCUCUGGUAAAUCUCUUGUUAAAUUACAAAAACUUCAGGGUGAAAUCCUACACUUCCAUGUACAUUACAUGGCUUAAGAGUAAACAACAACAAAAAAUACUUUCAAUUUUCUAACCAGUCUGAACUCUAGAGCAGUUCAGAAAUCAUUUCGAGCUUCCAGGAUCUCUCCCAUGCCUUCAGGGAUGUGAUCGGAGUUAGAGCCAAUGAAAUCUAUGCCUGUGUAUUAGCAGCUCACCUUGUUUAUAACGUGUGUAUUCUAGAGGCUGCUAAGGUUCUGUUUUCUUCUUAAAUACUAGCUGAUUGUUGUAGUCAAUGAAACACUUAUCCAGUUUCUGGAGGGCCAGUUAAGAAAUGCUUUCAUUCAGCUGAGACACAAAUGAUCAUCCUUACCGGCAAAGCUCUGUUUGGAUCUAUACAAUAACUUUAGGGCACCCUUUAAGAGAAGAUGAUUGAAACCUACAGCAGUCCUCAGGUCCAUGGGAACCAGGGCUUCGUACAGGGAGUUCCUUUUUGUAGCCAGAAGUCCAGAAAGAAAAAGUUUACCUUUUUGACUUCCAACUAACCUUGGGAAGUUUGGCUGCAGUUCAAGUGGACUUCUUCCAGAGCCACACAUAGGUGAGUGUGAACUUCAAGAGGGAGGAAAAUUGGAAGGGCUUCGUCUUCCUUCCUUCUUUGGAAUUCCCAGUGCUCUGUGGAAUCUGGCUUGGGGGAAACAGUGUCAGUAACUGGGCUCAGAAGGACGUGCUUUCCUGUGGUUUCUGGCUGAUCAGUGCUGGUACGAGGACUUUUUGCAGAGAGGCAGAGAAGCAGGCCUUGUUCCCCCCGUCCAGCGUGUUCAUAGAGCCCGGGUGUUCUUGGCGUCCAUCAGUCUUCAUAAGCUCUUGACUGUCGUUUAGCCAGACUUUUCUUGCUACCUUAAAAGCAGUACCGAGCUAGAGAAUGCUGGUUUCCAAGAGCAAAGGACACCCAUCUGCUGGAGGGUCCUCUGGCCUGCUUGCUUGCCUUCUGUAAUCUGGUACUUCCUCUCACCUCCUGUGCUUGUUUAAAUUUACAGGCUCCAGCCUUCCUGGGAGCAAACAGGGUCUGAUUAGUUUGCAGUAAGCACCUUGCGGUGGUUUAGGUCAACCGGUCCUUAGUCUUAGUCCUAGCCUGUCUGUUUGGACUCUGGCCUGGCCGAGUGGCUCGCCCAGGGAGGGCGGGCAGCAUGCAGAGCCUCUGCAGAACUCCUCCUGUGUUUACACAACUGCAUCAGGCGACGCCAUUUCUCCCACCACGAAACUCUCCGUCUAAGGGUUCACAUGUGGAAUGCCAGCGAUCAGGCAGCACUGAGCUAGGUAGGCGAGUGGGUUGGGGGAGGCCCACGUUCAUUACUUUUUUUUUUUUUUUUUAAACUAAGAAACACCAAAGAAAGCUGUGGAAAGGAACCGCCCCACUGAGAAAAGUAUAAGCAGAGAGGGCUGUAACAUAAAGCAUUAGAGCUACUUGGAGCGCAAACUCUUGGGGUUUGUCUCCACUCCUAAAGCACAAACGUUGAUUUUUUUUCAAAAGCCGGCUCUGUCAGGAAAGGGCAGAAGCUUUUCCAGGUAAGCAAAAAGGAUGCCUAUCCGUCUCUUCCUUUACUGGCUCAUCUGUGGGACCAGUUUGGUGUAAGCAAGCGGUGGCCUGCACCUGUGGCUUUGAAGCAGCACAUGUUCUCUACCCAUCUUCCUUCUGUCCUGUUCCACUUCCCCAUCUAUUCCGCAGCCUGGCCAGUGGCUCCCAUAAAGCCUUAUCUAGCCCCUUGUUGGCACUUGGGGCCUGAGAGGCCAUCUCCCCUCUGGUCUGGGCUUUUCCGUGAGUUAGGGCUCCCCUCCUCAAAGCCUUUCAGGACAAGGAGGGGAAAGCUGUGCAUUUAGACACAGGCUGCACCUGUCGCUCUCACCCAUCUUCCAAAGGGGAGCUUCACGUUGCCAGGGGAAAAGAACCAAGACCUCCACUCACUUCCAAGGUGCUAGGGAAGGUUUCAAGGUCGUUGAUUCCCAUCUUCUCUCCAGCUUCACGGGCCGAGUUUCGUGGGACUGCUGACUUUUCUAUCCUGUGAUUGAUUUCAUGCCCGAUGCUUCUGUUUUAUUCCUGAUCCUUUCUACUAUGCAUUUUCCUUUUAUCAGGUGUACAAAGUUAAAUACUGUGUAUUUAUCACUAAAAAGUACAUGAACUUAAGAGAAAAAUAAGCCUUCGGUGUUUUUCCACAAAUGUUUAAGCUUCUCUGUAAACUUGAAAUAAACAGACAGCAAAAUGGUGCAAAG